This is a messenger RNA of Marasmius oreades (fairy-ring Marasmius), 1327 nucleotides long. RefSeq lists its product as uncharacterized. The transcript has 9 exons. Gene Ontology annotation, molecular function: translation initiation factor activity; guanyl-nucleotide exchange factor activity. Lineage: Eukaryota; Fungi; Basidiomycota; Agaricomycetes; Agaricales; Marasmiaceae. The coding region runs from base 25 to 987 and encodes 320 amino acids. The record is from RefSeq and is a predicted model, not a curated record. Gene Ontology annotation, cellular component: eukaryotic translation initiation factor 2B complex. Gene Ontology annotation, biological process: translational initiation.
UUUGAACUCGACCACCGAGAUUGCAUGGACGUCUACCAAGAAUACCAGGGUUUUUUGAAGAAUGAAGAAGUGUCUCCUCCGUUGGCUGCAAUCCUUUCGUUGACCGAGAUGAUGGAGAGAUCGAAUGCGGGAACUAUGUUUGAACUCGUCAAGGAGCUGAAAGAUGGCGCCGAAAGUCUCAACAAACAUUCACCGAACCCAAUCAGCUUGAACGCUGGUUGCGAGUUGUUCAUCGAGUUUAUCACCUUGUUUCCUCAUGACUCUGCGAGUUUCUCCGAUCUCAAAACAGAACUCAUAAAGCAAGGCCGGGACUAUGUUGCAGAGGCCUUAACAUAUCGCCGAAGGAUUGCAGAGUUAGCUCUCGAUUUUAUCAAAGAUGAUUCUGUGAUUUUAACACACUCGUAUUCAAGGGUCGUCAUGCAAACUCUCUUGAUGGCCCACAAGAGAAAGCGGAUAUCAGUUUAUGUUACUGAAGCACGGCCCAGAGGCCUCGGAAUCAAGACUGCAGAAAAGUUGACGGCUGCCGGCAUUCCUUGCACUGUUAUCCUAGACUCGGCGGUUGCCUAUGCUAUUGAAAAAGUCGAUUUCAUUCUUGUUGGGUCGGAAGCCGUUGUCGAGAGCGGUGGUCUUAUCAACGCUGUUGGCAGUAAUCAAAUGGCCAUCAUCGCAAAGGCAGCCAAUAAGCCUUUCUAUGCCUUAGCUGAAAGCUUCAAAUUCCACAGGUUAUUCCCGCUAUCACAAUACGAUUUGCCCACACAUCACCCGACAUUGCUUUCCUUCCCGAUAUCCCAACAUCGGCCUGCUCCUCCAAUGAUGGCUCGACCUUCAGUAAUGCCGUCUCGGCCUGGAGAUGAGUCUUUAACAGAUGAUUCAGUGUCCCCGAUCAAAUUUACCCAGGAACAAAUCGCCCGAAAUAACCCGGAUGUGGACUUUACUAGGUUUGUCUUCAUCUGGCGUUCUACCGAAUUGCUUUCACGAUCACCCUAGACCCGACCUCAUAACCUUAGUCUUUUCGGAUGUGGGGAGUCUCACGCCUGAAGGCGUCAGUCAGUAUCUAGUCGGAAUGUUUGCUGGAUAAAAUAAACUCCAUUGCCACCUUCUGCUUCCUCGGGUUCAAUAAGUUUCUCGUCUCUAGACCUCGCGAUGGAUCCUCAUCGGAAGCAGAUCCCCAAUCGCUUGCAACCGAUCCGGGCUGGCGCGAUCCAAGAACAAGAAACCGUCUUAUUAUUAUCAAUCAAUCCUGGAAUCCCACAUGGCUGGAGAGGUACUUGUCGAGGGACCGGCUUGUGAAUAAUUAGAAGCAAGCCCUGGCUUACGGGCCCAUUUG